Messenger RNA from Cololabis saira (Pacific saury), 5025 nucleotides. RefSeq names its product ArfGAP with SH3 domain, ankyrin repeat and PH domain 2b (gene asap2b). Gene Ontology annotation, cellular component: cytoplasm. The transcript has 28 exons. Gene Ontology annotation, biological process: positive regulation of GTPase activity. The coding region runs from base 273 to 3257 and encodes 994 amino acids. Gene Ontology annotation, molecular function: protein binding; GTPase activator activity. The record is from RefSeq and is a predicted model, not a curated record. NCBI's taxonomy places the organism in Eukaryota, Metazoa, Chordata, Actinopteri, Beloniformes, Belonidae.
CAGAAGGGAGGCUCGGGACUGUUCUGCCUCCGAGGACCAUGAACCCCACACCGGAUUACCACAACUACUGACACCGGCUUAGUUCCAGCUGUGAGGAUCCAGGUGACGGUCCGGAUCACCGCCAGCCGUCCAGGUGUGACCGCCCCACCUGCGGAGUCUGCACUGCGCCUGCGCGGCCGCUCUGUCCUGUGAGUUUGUGGGAACAGCUGUUUCCCGUUUCUUCCUGGACGGCUCCGGUUCUGUUCCUGGCUCCGGCUCCGAGCGGCUCCACCAUGCCGGAGCAGAUCAGCGUGGGGGAGUUCGUGGAGGAGACCACGGAGGACUACAAAGCUCCCACCACCUCCAGCUUCACCACACGGAUGUCCCACUGCAGGAACACGGUGGCCGCGCUGGAGGAGGUUCUGGACCAGGACCGGGCGGUUCUGUACAAGAUGAAAAAGUCUGUGAAGGCCAUCAACACAUCUGGUCUGGCUCAUGUGGAGAACGAGGAGCAGUAUGUCCAGUCCCUGGAGAAGUUUGGGGACAACUGCAUGUCCAGGGACGAUGCCGAGGUCGGGGCCGCCUUCCUCAAGUUUGCCCUCUUCACCAAAGAGCUGUCGGCACUCUUCAAAAACCUGCUGCAGAACAUGAACAACAUCAUCACGUUUCCUCUGGACAGCCUGCUGAAAGGGGACCUGAAGGGAGUCAAAGGGGACCUGAAGAAGCCAUUUGAUAAAUCCUGGAAGGACUACGAGACCAAGCUGGCGAAGAUUGAGAAGGAGAAGAGGGAACACGCCAAGCAGCACGGCAUGAUCCGAACGGAGUUCAGCGGAGGAGAAAUCGCAGAGGAAAUGGAGAAGGAGAGGAGGGUGUUCCAGCUGCAGAUGUGUGAGUAUCUGCUGAAAGUCAACGAGAUCAAACUGAAGAAAGGUGUGGACUUCCUGCAGAACCUCAUCAAGUAUUUCCAUGCUCAGUGCAAUUUCUUUCAGGAUGGGCUGAAGGCUGUGGAGAGUCUGAAGCCGUCGGUGGAGAAGCUGGCUGCAGACCUGACCACGAUCAAACAGGCUCAGGAUGGAGAGAGGAAGCAGCUGAGCCAGCUCAGAGACGUCCUGAAGGGGGCGCUGCAGUCGGAGCCGAGAGAGGACUCUCAGGCAAAACAGAAUGCCGGUUACAGCCUCCAUCAGCUGCAGGGUAACAAAGCGCAUGGCACAGAGCGCUCCGGAGUCCUCUACAAGAGAAGUGAAGGGCUCAGGAAGGUGUGGCAGAAGAGGAAGUGCUCAGUGAAAAACGGCUUCCUGACCAUCUGCCAUGGCACGGCUAACAGACCUCCAGCGAAGCUGAACCUCCUCACCUGCCAGGUGAAGAGGAAUCCCGAAGAGAAGAAGAGCUUUGACCUUUUCUCACAUGACAGGACAUACCAUUUCCAGGCUGAAGAUGAGGCAGAGUGUCAAAUCUGGGUGUCCGUGCUUCAGAACAGUAAAGAGGAAGCUCUGAACAUGGCCUUCAAAGGCGACCAGGAUGAAGGAGAGAACAACAUUGUCCAGGAGCUGACCAAAGCCAUUGUAGCGGAGGUGAAGAAGAUGAACGGCAACGACAGAUGCUGCGACUGCGGAGCUGCAGCCCCCACCUGGCUGUCCACCAACCUGGGCGUGCUGAUCUGUAUUGAGUGUUCGGGGAUCCACAGGGAGAUGGGGGUCCACUACUCCAGGAUCCAGAGUCUGGACCUGGAUGUCCUGGGAACGUCUGAGCUGCUGUUGGCGAAGAACGUGGGGAAUGCCAGCUUUAACGAGAUCCUGGAGGCAGACCUGUCGACACAGAACGUGACCAAGCCAGAACCAACCAGCGACAUGCAGAUGAGGAAGGACUACAUCACAGCCAAGUACACAGAGAAGCGCUUUGCCCAGCGGCUGUGCACAGACGCCGACUCCAGGCUGCAGGUCCUCUACGAGGCCGUCAGGACCCGGGACAUUCUGUCACUCAUUCAGGUGUACGCUGAGGACGUGGAUCUGAUGCAGGCCGUCCCACAGCUGCAUGAACACGAACCUGGAGAGACGGUGCUGCACCUAGCGGUGCGGAUGGUGGACAGGAACUCCCUCCACAUCGUUGACUUCCUGGCUCAGAACAGCGGGAACCUGGACAAGCAGACGGCCCAAGGAAGCACGGCGCUGCACUACUGCUGUCUGACGGACAACAGCGAGUGUCUGAAGCUGCUGCUCCGAGGAAAAGCUUCGGUGAACACCACAAACGAAGCUGGAGAAACGCCACUGGACAUCGCUAAACGGCUGCGACACACUCAAUGUGAAGAACUGCUGACCCAGGCUCAGACGGGGAAGUUCAAUGUCCACGUUCACGUGGAGUACGAGUGGCGCCUGCAGAACGAUGACCUGGACGAGAGCGAGGACGAGAUGGAGGAUAAGCCCAUCCCGACCCGGCGGGACGAGCGUCCUGUCAGCUGCUUCGUCCCGGGCAGCGCCCCGGUGCCGCCCGGCCUGGUAGCACUAGCCAGAGACAAAGCCAGGCCUCCCAUUCCCAGCAGUUUGAUCAGCAACGAGACGUACGGCACAAUGCUGGACUUGAACCUGCCGCCGGUGGGCCCCAGUCCCCCCCUCCCCCCCAGAGCUCCAAACAGAGGUGCCGGGGCCAGUAAACCCACCACCAUGGAGUCGGUGGGACGGCAGCGCUCCUCCUCCGACCCCCCCAACGCUCACCCCCCCCCGCAGGACUCAUCCAUGUAUGUGCUCCCAGCAGCCCCUGCUCCUCCACCAGUCAACAAGCGGUCCAGCAUGUUUGAGACCAAGGCCCUGUCUGCCAAGAACACCCCCCUGCCGCCCCUGCCCCCCCCACCAGAAGGACCUCCCGUCCCACCCCCGCCCCGCUACAAAGCCCCCCCACUCCCCCCACACAUGCCCGGCCACCAGGCCAGCAAAGCAGCGGGACCGCCGGGAACCAAGACUCCCAAGUCUGCAUCCGGGUCUGUGAGAAAACCUCCUAGCAUCACUGGACGUGUGGACAGACAAGGUCUAAAGCCCAAAUCCCCUCAAAGUCCUGCUCCUCCAACACCCAAACCCAGAAGCACCUUCUCUAAGCAGAAGCCUCAGAGGGUGAAGGCCAUCUACAACUGCUUUGCUGAUCAUCCUGAUGAGCUGACAUUCAACGAGGGAGAGGUGAUCGUGGUGGACGGAGAGGAGAACAGCGAGUGGUUGAUCGGACACAUCGAAGGAGAGCCGACCAGACGAGGAGUGUUCCCCAUCACCUUCGUCCACUUCAUCACAGACUGAUCCAUCUUCAUCUUCAUCACCAUCACAGACUGAUCCAUCUUCAUCUUCAUCACCAUCACAGACUGAUCCAUCUUCAUCUUCAUCACCAUCACAGACUGAUCCAUCUUCAUCACCAUCGAAGAUGAAUCCAUCUUCAUCUUCAUCACCAUCACUGAUUGAUCCAUAUGUGAUGGUGAUGAAGAUGAAGAUGGAUCCAUCUUCAUCACCAUCACUGAUUGAUCCAUCUUCAUCACCAUCUUCAUCACCAUCUUCAUCACCAUUACAGAUGGAUCCAUCUUCAUCUUCAUCACCAUCACAGACUGAUCCAUCUUCAUCACCAUCUUCACCAUCUCAGAUGGAUCUGUCCCAUCUUUAUUGCAGGAGCAUCCAAGACUCAGAGCUGAUUCUAGACCGUCCUCAACCCUGAGUCACAAUCCCUAACCUACAGUAACAUCUUUAGGUCUUUAAUGCAACAUGAAGCACCCAGGACUCCGAGCUGAGCCUGAAAAAGUUCCAGGACUAGAUUUUGUGUUUCAACCUGGAAUCAGCCAAAACCCCAAACCCCAUUAUUGGGAAUACCAAGAAACACCCAAAGUAUCUAAAACAUCAGAAAGAACUGAGAUCCUGGCGUGGUUCCUAAUGGAGCACGUCUCUUUAACUCAGAUCUGUAGACAAUCACAAUAACAAACAAGCCUACAGAGACUCAGGGACUCAUGGUGACAUUAACAUGACACACUAUAGUUUCUCACCUGGAAGCCUUGGCUGCUGUUGAUCAAAACACCAGAGAGCUAACAGGAACCAGGAGGUUCUGGCCAUAAACAAACAUGGCGUUGCUGUGGUGGGGGUUGAGGGUUGAGGGUUGAGGGUUGGAUUCUGCAGUUUUGACGUGAAAAGGAAGCUGUUGUUGGGUCUGGCUGCAGGAGUGGCCAUGUUGGUCCAUCAGAGCUUCUGAGACCAAAUAUGUGUGAGCUGCAGCAUCAGAUAUGAGGCUAAAAUGAUUUCCUGGUGUUCCGUCUUCAUUUAAAGAUCUUCACAGCUCCCGGCUUUGCCUGGUUUCCUGUUUACGAUGGAACUCUUCUGGUACACUUACUGUCAGCGACAAACAGAACAGGUUGGACAUGUUUCCCUCCGUGGAGGUUCUCCUCUUCUUCUGACAACGGUCUAGAUCGGUUUGGAGCUGAGAAGACUAGCUGAUGGAGUUCUGGAGAUGAAUGCUUUCCCUUCCUUGUUUGGAGGAGAGGAGCUGCUCAGCAGCCCAUCAUGUUCUGAUCUGGACCUUCCCUCUUCCACAACAAAGCCCUGCUCUUCAGAUGAAUGUAUGUCCAGCAUCAUCUUCCUGAGGUUCAAGAUCUCCCCCAAACCCACAUCUGGAUGAAGCAGAUGUUACUCUAAUCCUGGAUGUAACUUAGAGAUUUCCAGUCUUUGAAUAUUUGGAUGAGAUUUUCUGCUGUAAGUGAUGAGAGAUUGACAGUCUAAAUGGUUUUAUGCUGAGGAGCGUGAUCCUGAGACGGUUUUAAAGUUUGUACCAUACAUUUUUCUGAGACUGAAGAAACUGUCCUCCUUUUCUUCCGAGACCCUCCAUCUUUUACUGCCCAUCAUGUCUCCUGUAACUAGUUGAGCUCACGACCUACGACCAGGGUUCCUCCUUUGUAUAACUUUUGCAGACCUUUCUUCAUGUCCUAACUUUUAUUGGCACCAUCAUUAUAAUCUGAGGUCACGUUGAACGGCAUGGGGAAAUGUCUCACUGUCGUUUCCUUUGUUCUGUCAGGAAUAAAAUAUCUAUUCAUGA